Molecule: messenger RNA, 2663 nt
Organism: Chara braunii
Lineage: Eukaryota; Viridiplantae; Streptophyta; Charophyceae; Charales; Characeae
Source: the annotation of a GenBank genome assembly
GGGAAGACGAGAGGAGCGGGCUGAUUUCCUCCACUAUGGAUGGGAACAUCAACGAUCAGUUUGGGGAGGCCACUGACAGAAGGUUUGGAGGAGUGAGGGCGGAAGCUCAACGAAGGGCGGCAGCUGGGCCACCACCCCCUGCCAUGUUCAGGUUAUGGCAGGAAAAGGAAGAACCACCGAUUGGGGUAGAGGAAGUGGAAAGCGAUGAGGAAGUGACUCAAGGGCCACGAGGAGGAAGUAAGGGGGAAGAACCCAUAAUCAUUGAGUCAGAUGACGAGAAUGAGGAAGAAAGUAUGGAACCUUCGUCCGUCUUGUUUGGGAAAAUGAAGGACCUGCUGCAUAAGAUGGGGAAGUACCAACAGAAGUUGGUGGGCCUCUGUGAGGAAGUGAGGAAAUGGAAGUCUAACAUCCCCAAGGUGUUCCUCUACGACUCUGGUUCGGAGUCAGCGCCUGGGCGACCCAGAGUAAAUGUGGUAGGGUUGUGCCCACAAUCGGGAAUGAUGGGGAGACCCCUCACUCCGCAGGCCCGGCUGGCGCAGGUAGCACGAAAGAGAAGUCAAGCCAAAGCCAGCGCCAGCCAAAAGCCUCCCAGGAGGGAGCUGGAGCCAGGAAAAAGAAAGGAGGUUGUGGAAGUGGAGGAUGACGACAAUGAGGAGGAAGAGGACGAGAGGCUGCGCAGGGAGGAGGAUCAGAGAGCGGAGCAGCGGGCAAGGAAAAAGGGAGCCAGGGGAGAGGUCGAGCCGGUCAUGCGCGACGGACCGCCCAAAAGGAAGAAGUACGCGGUUCAGCUGGAGGAGGGGUUUGACGUGGAAAAAGUGAUCGACCGGCUACUAGAAGGGCACAAUGACCUCAUGACUCUGAAGGAAAUCCUAGCGUCGGCCCCGCGACUCCGCGAUGAACUGAACGAGAGAUUGUCGCGGCGCCUGGUGCCCAAUGUCCAUCUGGGUACGAUCCUGCCCAAGGAGGCAGAGUGGGCGGAGUCAGGUGCGAAGAUGGACUGGAAGUGCGUAGCCUGCGGCACGAUGAAUUUGGUGGUGAAGGGUUCCAUGUGCGCAGCAAUGGUGGACACCGGAGCAGAGAUGAACAUUAGUCGGGAAGCGGACGCGAUCAGAUUCGGGCUGGAUAUAGACCGUUCCGACUGCGGUAUUCUGCACGGAGCCAGCUGCAAGGCCGUAUUUUGUGGGACAACCUCAAAUGUACUCAUCGAGGUUGGAAAGGUGAAGGCCCGGGCUUGCUUCUUCAUCAUGCUAGACGUGGAUCACGGAAUCCUCCUGGGGAGGUCAUUCCUAAGCAGGACGGAGACCGUGAUAUUCAAUAAGCAGGACGGGAUGUUAAUCCUCCUCUUAUGCGACCCUUCCUGCGGGAAUUACGAAAUAAUGACCUGCAGGAACACAGGACCGAGGAAUAUAAGAAACCGGCCCAAUCUAGGAUCCUUCACGAUUCAAGAAUCGGAAAGUGAGCGUCGGAGGUUCCGGCAGAGCCAUGACAGGAGUCAGAGGCAGAGGGACCCUGAGCCCAAGGAGGCGAGACCAUCUCGAGGAGGACGAAAGGCCCUAGCCAAGAGAGAAGAGGAACCGGAGCCGGAGCAAGAGGCUGAGGAGCGAGAGGCAUACCCUGAGUGUGGGUUGGGACCAGUGGAGUUCCAUCAGUUCACCGAGGGUGGAUUGAGGAGGUCGCCAACACGCACGCAAGAGGAGCCGCCAGCAUCUGAGGGACCCUUGAGGGAAUUGGAGACGCAUUUGGAUAUCUCUCGGUGGAGGGCGUCGCCUCAGGGUGAGGAGCAUGGAGAGCAGGCAGAGGAGAUGCCACAGGAGGGGGUACCACGAGAGGAGGUCCAGGCAGCUAUCAUUGAGAGCCUGAGGCAGCAAACCCAGGGAAAGGUGGACAAGCCAGAGAGCAGCAGGCAGGGAGAGCAGAGGCAGCCAGGACAUGGGUUACCAGGAUUGCCAUCUGCAGCAGAGCCUCGCCAGGAGCCACCUAUGGGGAGAGUUAUCCUUGAGCCAGAGGAGGCGAGAGUCAGGAAACAGGAGGAGAGAGAGGCGUUCGAGUUCAGAGCCCCUACCGAGCUCGCGACGCUGCCAGUAGCAACGGCGGGCCCAGUCGUACCUUUGGCAGUUGAGGAGGGGCUACCACCAUCUAGCAGUGAGCCGGCUCAGGGCUCAGCAGAGGGAUCCAUGGGCGUGCUCCUUCGGGCAGUGCAUACCAUGCAGGAGGAGGCGAGUUUGUUUUCACCCGAGCAGAGGAUAGAGGACCCUCUUGAGAGAGAGAUGGGGAUUGAGGCGGAGGGUGUCAUCGAGGGAGGGCUCCAGAGGCUGGGCACGCCUGAGUAUGAGCCAGAGGAAAUUGAGCAGCAGCCCGUGGUGGUGCCAGGGGAGAUGCUCGAGAGCAGACCUCAGAGGUUGGACGUGCCUGAGUGCGUCCCAGCGACAGGGGAUUUGAGGAGCAGACUGGGAUCUUGGGCUACUAGAUCUGGGUCUGGGGGAUCGGUUCCUGGGAUAGAGCAACAGGAGGUGGUUAGUACCACAACUCCUCGAUCAGAGCAGCAGGGGUUCGUCAGUACCUUGCUUAGGUUCAGUGUGAUACCCUCUUAGACUCAGAGGACCUUUUGAUGAUUGCUACUAGUCUAGAUCUGAACUCUAGUGUUCCUACUGAGCUGGAGUCUU